UCAGACAGUCGCUGUUCAACCCAUCGCCAGACACGUAGCGCACGGUGUGCGUCAGAAGUUUCGCACUCACUUCGUGUUGCCCGUCGCAUCGAUUUGUGCCUCGUACUUAUCCUCUUGCGUGUUGACCACUGUACUUACCCCAAGAGGAGAAAUCGCGAUUGUCGCGAGCCACGAUCCAGACUGCGAGCGAUCCUGCUCCGUCAGGGCGUCUCGCUUGGAAUUUUAUUCAGUUUUACUGUUUUUUUAGAAACCUAAAACAAGUGAUUAGAGCAAUCAGACUACGGAUUUUUUUACCGUGCUUCUGUGUGAAAUACUAAUUUUGUGUGUGAAUAUAACCAAAUGGUUGUGCUCGAGGACGGCAGUAUGUUGACCACAGGACACAAUCAGUACCUUCAACCAGACUACCUGUCUCCGGUUCCACCGACACAGCUGGAUGCUAAGAAGAGCCCUUUGGCCCUUCUUGCCCAGACAUGCAGUCAGAUCGGUGCGGACUCGCCGACGAAGCCCCUGCUCUCGUCACUGGACAAGCCAUCCAAAGGCUCGUCCUCGGGAGUGAGCGCUCGCUCGCCGCCGGCAGCCAAACUCGAGCGGACGCGCAGCAGCCCAUCCGAUGGCAAGUCAUCCUCGAACUCGAACCUCGCGUUCAAGCCUUAUGAGACGAACGUGGUGUCCACCAAGCGUUCCUCGGGAGACGAGGCCUCCUCGAGGCCCGGCUCCAAAGCCAGCAGUGUACACAGUGUCAGUGGACAUGAUAGUAGUGCGAACAAUAGUGCUAGUGAUGACGCGAACAACAACGUCCACAACAGCAGCAGCAACCACAACCAUACGAGCAGUAAAAAGAGCCGAUCCACGCCUCAGGGCCGCAAAUCGGCAUCGCCCAGCCAGCAGCCGUCGGUAGCUGGAAGAAACAGCAGCAGUCCCAGCAGCAGUGCGGAGCGAAAGACCCCGGCUGAGAGCCGCGACAAAUCGAGUGCGUCGCCCAGAAACAACAGCGGGGCCAGCCCCAUCAUCCGCUCGGGUAUGGAGAUCCUCUCCGGCCACGCAAGCCACAAGGAUCCGACUGGCGGCCUCUACAAAUCCGGCAUCGGUGCCUUCGGCGCCAACCCCCUCUGCUGCCCGCCAGGACUCGACCCCGCUGCCUUCCGGCCCCCCUACACCGGUGCCUCGGCCUUCUCGCACCACCACGCCGCAGCGGCCGCCGCCCUGCUUGGCUACCCCGGAGUAACGAGUGCGUCGACGCCCACCAGCAGCCCGUACCUGAGCUACGCACGCAUCAAGACGUCCACGGGCGGCGAGACCCUCGUCCCGGUCUGCAAGGAUCCUUACUGCACGGGUUGCCAGUACAGCGUGCACAACAGCCAACUCCAGCAGAUGAUGGCCGCGGCCGCGGCCGCCAGUGCGCCCACGACUUGCCCGAGCGGCUGCACACAGUGCGACCACCAAAAGUACAGUAACCUCAUGGGCCUGUCCGGGCUGGGCCCGAUGCCACCCCCGCCGUCGCUCGCUGGCUACUCGCUGCCUUCCCCAUCGUCCUCGGCUGCGGCGGCGGCGGCCGCUGCUGCAGCUGCCGCUGCCUCCGGAGGCAGGCCGCACGUCUGUAGUUGGAUGGCUGGGGACUCCUUCUGCGGGAAGCGCUUCACGACUGGGGAGGAGCUGCUCCAACACCUGCGUACCCACACCAACGCUAGUUCGCCCACGGAUCCGGCAACCACAGCGGCCCUCAUGUCCGGUCAGCACGCGACCCACCCCCUGCUCAUGUCGACAGCGGCGCUGCACAGGGCCGCUGCGGCGGCUGCGACGGGCAGUUACCCCGCGCCAUCGCUCAGCCCGCUGAGCGCGAGGUUCCAUCCCUACGGAAAGCCCCCGACGGGCCCGCCGCUCCCAGCCUCGUUGGCCGCUUCGCCGUACAGCGCCUUCAACCCUCUGGGGCCCUACUACUCUCCGUAUGCCCUCUACGGGCAGAGGAUCGGUGCCGCGGUGAACCCGUAAAUCAGUGCUGGGAUAGUGGUGCCCGAGUGUUUAAAUGGAGGAGGACUGAGUGCUAAGUGAAGACUGAGGUGGCGAAGAAUACAAUACACACACAAGUGACUGCGAUAUCGUUUCGAUUUUCUUUUACCUCAUUUUGUAUGCCUCUGUGUUGGAGUUUAUUAUUAUUAUUUUUUUUUUUUCGGGGCACGACGAAUCACCUAUUGUUAAUCAUGGACGCAUGUCGUCCUAAUAACGGUUUAAUUUUGUUUCUUUUAUCGCGAGUAGAAUGCGUGACAUUCGAUUGAUUGUAAGUAUUUUGUCUUGCGAUGUUCCGAUAACGCUCGAGUGCAAUGCAUGUGAAGGAAGAGCGUGAGGAGGAGGAGGUGAAAAGGACGAAACGAUCGUUUUGUGUUUCUUUUCUUUUAAAAAAAAAUUUUUUUUUUAGAACGAAGUUCUUUAUUUUUUGGAACUUUUACUGUUCUCCUGUUUCGAGCGAGGAGCGUGCAAAAUGUAUAAAGGCCGGCAGAGUCGCCUCUUGCGGUCGAUCGUCCCUCGACGGAGACAUUUAGCUGUGAUAUUGUAUCGUUCUCUCGAAGCUAGGGCGAGUCAAGCGAGUACGUUUCGUUUCCCUUUUUUUUUUUUUUUUUUUUUGUCUAAAGUUGCAUUGAAAUCAUGUGUGCUCGCGUGUGCACGGGUAAUUUAUAGUUUAUGAACAGCGUCGUUUAAUUUAUUUGCGAUUCUCGAGAGAAUCGGAGUGCGGAAGAUGUUGAAAUUAGGAAAAAAGCAAAAUAAAAAACAAAAACACAUGUAAUGGCGUGUACUCGGCGGGAAUAGAGUAUAGGAUGCGGACACCAUCGAAAGAGUAUUUCGUCCAUCCGGUAUCGUAUAACGAAGCGCACACGAUGUAAGAUAAGAGCGUUAACAAGUCUUUCGAGGCUCCGAUGCAAUAUACAUUAUAUUAUGUGCGUAUCUUCCAACGACGAAAUAGUAUCUCAUAUAUUAUCAUAUGUACAAGUCUAUGGUCCGAGACUUCGAGGAUCGCUGGAGGAGUGUAUGAGCGCACACGUGUCUAUAUCUCUGCGAGAUAAUUUCAUUAUUACACGUAUAAUUGUCAUGGAUAUACGAGCACUGUAAAUACAACUUGUAAAUAUCGUUGAGUUUCCAUACCGCUUUAAUAAAAACACGUUUGUAGAAUUA
Messenger RNA from Copidosoma floridanum, 3165 nucleotides. It is a transcript of the gene noc, whose product is annotated as zinc finger protein no ocelli. Gene Ontology annotation, biological process: negative regulation of DNA-templated transcription. The record is from RefSeq and is a predicted model, not a curated record. NCBI's taxonomy places the organism in Eukaryota, Metazoa, Arthropoda, Insecta, Hymenoptera, Encyrtidae. Gene Ontology annotation, cellular component: nucleus.